UAUCAGUUGCGAAUCAAUCAUGGGCUGCUCCUGGUCGAAGGCAGAGCACAGCGGUGAUACCAGCAAUACGCCGAAUGCCCUGCAGGCGGCCAUUCCAGGCCAGCGUCUGCAAUGGCGUCGCCGGCAGGAUGAGAAGCAUCAGCGGCAAAUACAAAAGUUACAGAAACGAAAUGCUCGACGGAAGCAUCGCCGUAAACGAGGAUCGGGAGGAACAAAGUCGAACAAUGGCAGCGGGGGCUCCAUUUCGGGCUCCAUCCAGAGACGUCAACGUCUCAGCGGUAAAUCGCAUCCGGAUCUGGCCCUGCAGCUGCGCCUCCUGGGCGGCAGCAAUGGCAGUAGUCCCACCGAGUGUAUGAGCGCCCUGUAUGCCAGGACAUUGGAGCAGCAGCGCGAGGAGUUCCAGAGGACAGUGGAGCGACGGACACUGGAUCAAUUGGACCGGGAACUGCACACGUUUCUGUUGAAUCAAUUGCUACUGGGCGUUCAGUUCUUUUCGCACUUUGAAGCGGAAAUGGGUCAGGUGGAUGCCGAGCUACUGGCCAGGCGGCAGAGCGCCGAGCAUAGCUUGUUGCAGAGCGGGGCCAUAGAUGCGGCUGUGGCCAGGAAUUUGCUUUUCAAAACCAACUCAUCAAAGGCACCGCCACAGCCGCUGCAGAAACCCGUGACAUAUGUGGUCUUUGAGAAUGUGGACGUGGCCCGACCCCAUGAUGCCAACUAUGACACGGUGGCGGCUCUGUGCAAGGUCCUUUUGGAAACGGAUUAUUACUGCAAGACACCCUGCAGCUCUGAGCUGGUUGAGCUUAUGGAGCAGACCCGCUGGAUGGGCUAUGUGCGUCUCAAGCUACGCGAUCGCUCCACACUGGGUAGCAGCAGGAGCAGCGGUAGCAAUCCAGGCUCACCCAUUCCUCCCAUCAGCAGCGAUGAAGAGUGCGUCUAUACGGAUGCAGGAUCCUCCUCCUCUUCAUCCUCCGGCUACAGCUCAGGGGACUACGAUCAUGUCUACCUGGCCAGGCUAAAUACACCACGACCCUUGGAGGAGUUACGUUUGACUAGGAAUUACAGCCUGAAGAGCAAUGUCCUGCCGGAGAGCUGCAUCCGGCGUUUGGCCAGCUGUCUGCCGCCGGAACUAGACCCGACCGAUGACGAGGAUUCUUCCUCUGCCAGCGAGGAUGACCUAGAUGAUGACGAAAGGCAGGCACGGGACAGGGAUCGUAACUAUCCUCCCGCUGGCUACGAGACCGUUCAGGUUCUGCGUCAAUGCCAGGCGGAGCAGCUGCAGCAAAGCUACCUCAGUUCGCAGCAAUUUAUGCUCUACUUUGGCGAGUUGCUUCGCCAGCAGUUGGGUUACCAGCUGGGCAUUAGCGCCACCCAACUGGGGUCUGCCUCCUAUCGCGGUUGUAGUGUUUAUACCGCCAGGGAGGAGCUUGUGCCCGCCAUCCAUGUACCGCAUGCCUGGCCCGAUUGUGCCUUUGAGUUUGGACUGAGGGCAAGGCCGAGACUCACCAAUCUGCACACCGCCGAGCAGUUUCAAUGGCCCACCGAGCAGAUGAGGAAGCGCAUACGAUCCUUUGGCUACCAUGUAGUGCCCGUGGGCUAUGCCCCCAAGCGUUCGCGUAAUCCCUUCCGGGAGCUAGAGUGGCGGAUUGUCUUUCCGCUGGCGGAGCAGUAUUUGGAACGCCACUGCCUGACGCCCAUGCAGCUGAAGGUCUUCCAGCUGAUGAAGCUGCUGGUGAAGACCUUUGUGGAGAGCACCGAUGCCCAGCCGCCGGGCGGUGUGCUGCUGGAGCAGCUGCGUGCCCAUCUCUUUUGGCAAUGCGAGCGGCACAGCAACGAUUGGCCGGAGGAGUUCUUGGGCGAGCGGCUGGUGCGAUUCAUUCGCUCGUUCGACACCUGUCUGGCGAAGAAGCAUCUUAGUGAUUACUUUAUUGAGCGGCGGAAUCUCUUCGAGCAUGUGCCGGAGGACACGCUGAUGAAGCUGCGCUCGGUGAUGGCCGGCAUUGCGGAGCAGCCGCUGCUGCAUGUGGUCCAGGCUCUGAGGAAUCUCCAGCAUGCUCCGGAUUUCUAUCCCCAGCUAGACUACAAGCGGCUGUUGAGGAAUCUCUGCAGUCAGGAUUACCUCGAGCUGCAUGCCUGGGGCAAGUUCUCGCGUCCGCGUCAGGGUUUCCCUGCCCAGGAAAAGGAGCUGGAACCUGAGCUGGACAGGUCAAAGAUCUCGCGCCGAAAGACAGACAUUACUGAUGCAGGUGGACUCCUGGGCCUGGCCCAGCAUCAGGAGCGCUCGAGGGGUAAGCUGCGCAGGAAGACGCAGCUCCUGAGGGCCACCAAUCAGAGGCAACUGCAGCGGCAGCUUUCGGAGGUUGAACAGCGACGCUCUUCGCUGGACUCCCUAGAUCUACAUCGUCUUCUGGCCCGCUCCAACUCGGAGAUGUCCUACCCGGAAAUGCCAGCGAAACCUCAGCUCAACAAUGGCCUUGAGAUCCUGCGACGCAGCAAUCUUCUGGAGCUUCUGCUGGACCACCUCUUGGCCAUGUUGGCCCGUGCCAUUCGCUUUGGCAAUCGUGGUCAUGCCCAGCUUUAUCUGGAGCAGGGCCAGCGACUGUGUCGCUUGUACCAGCACCUGGGUUGCUCCCAGCAGGCCCAGCACUUUACACAGGAGCUGCAGCAGGCGGCGAGCAACAUGGAAGCUAUGGUCAGCUGUAGCAGCACCUGGACUCCCUUGCCGAGCAGUAAGGGUUUCCCCUUCGAGGACGUGGUGGAAUCACCGCCCACAGUGCGCAGGAAAUCCAUUAAGUUCCUAGAUCAUGUGGUGCAAAUACACACCCCAGAUCCCCUCGCCCGGCAUAUAAAUCCCCAUCCAGCCAACAUCAAGUUGAGCGGAAUCCUAAGGGGUAAUCCCUCCCACAAGGAUGCAGGGGACUUGGAGGCCAUUGAAAUUGAAGAAGAAAAUAAGGAUAAGCUUAGAUCUUUUAAGGAGAAAAUGGUAGAAAAUCCCAAGGUCCAAGAUCAAGUUCAGGAUCGGGAUCAGAAUCAGGAUCAGCAAGUGGAGAGCCUAACUCCCAAGGAUGAAGGCUCUCUACUCUCACUUAAUGGUCUAAUCCAGCGCCUCAAUCUCGAUCCCAAUAAAUUUGAUGCCAUUAGCAGCCGGACGGAGCAACUGGUCCAGAAGGUGGCCCCCUCGGAGGCCAAGCGGGAGGAGCUCAAGGUGAUCCUCAAGAGUAAAACGCAGAAGCUCAAGGGUGCCUUUAACUAGUGAAACAUAUAGGAACCUAAACCAUCUUCCGGAGGAUUUAGUGAUAAGCUGAUAAGACGUAACUAUAGGCUAGAUAAGGAUAAGGUUAAGGGAAAUGGCUAAGAGAUAGGGAUUACCUAAUAUUGCAGUCGUAUAAUUACUAAUCAAAAAUAGUUUGUAAUCCUUAAGAAAUCGAACUUUUAAAAAAAGUUAAAUUACAGAUAAUAAAUCUCUCGACAAAAUGUACAAAAAUCACAAAA
Drosophila kikkawai is the source of this 3489-nucleotide messenger RNA. RefSeq lists its product as uncharacterized. The record is from RefSeq and is a predicted model, not a curated record. NCBI's taxonomy places the organism in Eukaryota, Metazoa, Arthropoda, Insecta, Diptera, Drosophilidae.